Molecule: messenger RNA, 2125 nt
Organism: Anneissia japonica
Lineage: Eukaryota; Metazoa; Echinodermata; Crinoidea; Comatulida; Comatulidae
Product: bifunctional D-cysteine desulfhydrase/1-aminocyclopropane-1-carboxylate deaminase, mitochondrial-like
Exons: 11
Coding region: 138-1310 (390 amino acids)
Molecular function (GO): D-cysteine desulfhydrase activity
Source: RefSeq, a predicted model, not a curated record
UUCUUUUUUGUUCCAUUUCGGCAAAGGGUUGAAAGAGUACUGUUUACUCUUUGAUUUCGGUCACACCAGUUGCUUUUCGCCCUUAUCAGUUCAGAGACAUUAUGGUCUAGUACUACAGCUACUAAUUGUAUGGAACAAUGACGGCAAACAUUAAAUGGAACCAAAGGGGUGAGGACUCUGAGAAAGACAGUUAUUCAAAAGGAAGUUUAGAUCCUUCAAAGCUGUUCCCCUACAACCCCCCAGAGUGGGUGGUGAAACGCCUAACAACAAUCCCAAAAUUCCGUGUGAAGCUUAUUCAACCAUUCACCCCCAUUUAUAAAUGGAACCUGCCAGGUGUACCUACAGGCUUCGACGUGUCAAUCAAACGAGAUGAUAUGACAGGCAUUACGCUAAGUGGCAAUAAAGCACGCAAACUUGAGUUUUUAUUGGGCGAUGCAAUUCACAAGAAGUGCAAUGCAGUGAUCACCGUUGGAGACGUUCAGUCAAAUCACUGUAGAACGACGGCAGUAGCAGCCAGACAAGUCGGUCUGGAACCUCAUCUGCUCAUCAGAUCUUCUUCUGAAAAUCCUGAACAAAUUCCAAGUGAAGGUAACAUGUUCAUUGACAUGUUAGUGGGAUCUUCUUUGUACCUGGUGCCGCUGAAGCCUUUCCAAAACGAGCAAAGAAUGGAGAAACUGGCUGAAUGUUUACGUAAAUCAAGAAACUUAAAAUGUUAUACAGUCAAACCAGGGGGAUCCAAUGCUAUUGGUCUUUAUGGUUACAUUGAGGCAUGGAAUGAACUAAUGCAACAAGGAAUUCUUGAGCGAUUUGAUGAUUUAGCUGUUGCCGUUGGUAGUGGUGGUACAGCUACAGGCUUAGCAGUUGCCAACUACCUCACUGGAUCACACCUCAAGGUGCAUGCAUUUGUGAUCAGAAAUGACAAGGUUCAUGUUAUCAACCAUGUUACUGAAAUCCUGGAAGAGAUUGGUUUGGACCUUGAGGUGAAAGCUGAAGAACUGAUUGACGUAGUAGAAGGCUCAAUAGGCCUAGGUUAUGCUAAGUCUACUCCAGAAGAACUAGAAUUCAUUACCAAUGUUUCAAUGAAGACUGGUGUGAUCUUAGAUCCAACUUAUACCGGCAAAGUAGCCUUCGGUCUUGUUGAGCACAUAAAUACCAAUCCAAGUGCCUUUAAAGGAAAGCGAAUCUUAUUUGUUCAUACAGGUGGUUUCUUUGGAUGUGUUAAUGGGAAGUUCAAGAGUGUUCUUGGUGAGACAGCAGUAAACAGGAUCCAAGGCUGGAUGGAUAUGGAUGUGGAACCUGUUGUCCUUUAAAGCUGAUUUUAAAAACACUGCCACAGUACUAAUCUCUUAUGAUUCAAACCCCAAUGGAGUCCAAUACUUUUUCACAAAACAUUAAAUAUUUUUUAAAAUGUACCACCAACUUCCACCCAACCUGAAUUUUAGAAUAAAAGAAAUUAACUAAACUAUUAAGAAUAAUGUGGUAAAAAUUUCAUUAACUUGUUAUCCACUACUCUGUCGCUGGCAGUGUUUUCAUUGCAAUCGUUUCAACGCAAUCUGAGGGCUCCCCGAUUCAACCAACCAAUUUGCAUAUUAAAAUGGAUAAUUUUUAGUUGAUUAGCUGGCUCUGUUUUCUCAAGGAUGCUAUCAUUGUAUUCAUUGUUUUUGUAUUUUACUCUGAUUGCUCAAUAAUUUCAAAUCAAAUCUAUAUGACAGCAGACAGUUACCAAAUACUUAGAGUUAAUGGUAUAGUCAGUGCAAUGUCACAUGGCAGACAAAUAUGCAGAUAUAAUAUAUACAAAGUUUUAGGUCUUAUAUAAAUAAUGAAAUGUAAUUACUUUAUAAAUAUAUUGAUAUAUAAAAGUAUUAUAAAUUCUGAAAUUAUCUUAUUUUUACUGUUGCUUGUAUGAGCAACAAUGAAGAUUUGCCGUCCGUAGUUUGUAAUUUUGUUAUUGUUUUAAAAUUGAUACAAUGUCUUACAGAAAACCAACCUUAACGAUUUAAUGGAUCUUUAUUAAACUUUUUAAAUGGACGCUUUGUAAAACAAAUUGUUAUAAAUAUUAAUUAUGAAAUGAAAUAUAUUUAUGUAAUAAACUUGAGGAAUAAAUAAUCACCAUUAUUUUAGAUAA